Molecule: messenger RNA, 1413 nt
Organism: Capronia epimyces CBS 606.96
Lineage: Eukaryota; Fungi; Ascomycota; Eurotiomycetes; Chaetothyriales; Herpotrichiellaceae
Exons: 3
Coding region: 1-1413 (470 amino acids)
Source: RefSeq, a predicted model, not a curated record
AUGCCUCAGGUACGCAUUCGACAAGAGGACGGCGUGACGGUGAGCAAAUGGGUCGACAUCAACUACGAUGCUAAAGUCGCGGCCUCGGCCUCAAACGGUGGCAUCCUGCCCUUCUCACCCGCCCUCUACACUUCAGACUUUCCACACAAAUCCGUAUGGAGCAAGGAGAACUUGCCUGAGGUCCUGCUCUAUCUUGAACCUCCGCCCAGUCGGUACAGUGGUAUCAAGGUCGAACCGCUCCUUGAUAAUGGAGUGCCCGUUCUUGGUGAUGGAGGUACUCCUCUCCGAGCCUUGGAAGUGCUCCCUCGCCACAUCAGCGUUGAUGUUGAAGGCUGGCUUGUCGAAACCUGGCGUCGAAUCGACUCCCGAAUCAGAUACAGCGAUAUCCUUGACCGCAUGGUCGCAGACCCUACAUUUGGUGGAAUAGGUCUCAAGAAGCCCAGCCCCAAUAUCCUACAGAACAACUGUGGGCGUGGAUGCCGGAAACUCCUAAAUACCUGGACCGGGCAUAUCAACCGAGAAGAGCCGCACCGCACCGAGGUCGAGGCCAUCGAGGAAUUGACGUCGCAUCACCUGACCUACAAUACAGUCCUGGAUGUCAGUGAGCUCUUUCCUACUCGACUUGUCAAGGUCAAACUUGUCCAGCGGGUCGACUACUCUCCCCUUCAUGUUGAGAAGUACGAAGUCAGUGUGACCAACUGGCAACACACUACGCUUCCCCUGGACCAUUUUAUCAGAGGGGCGGGUCCCAGAGUGAACAACGGUAUGGACAACGCCAAACUAACAGCCUGGGAGUUACUGUUGGUGCUCCAGGAGCGGGCUCGAAACCACGAUCUUCAGCACUGGUCUAAGCUACCCAAUUCAUGUCUUCCUGUCACCUGGUUCGAACGCACCCGAAACAAGCAGGAGCCUAAUGACACCUUUGAUGGCGGGUGCGACUUGUGCACAUGGUCUUCAGACUAUGCUGCGGCGACGCCGGAGGUUGACAGCGCCAAGCAGAAGACAAACACGACGCAAACCAAGCGGCGUGCAGAGGACAAUGAGGGCGACAGCGCCCCAAAGCGGCUGCAGACGGCAGCACCGCCGGCACAACAGCCUCAGCCCAGCAACGUGGUCCAACACAGCUGGGUGCCAGUAGGUGCGGUUCACGCCCCGGUUGGACAGACGGGCCUGUACAACACAUACUCAGGACAGCCGCCCUUGUACAACUUGCCCACAAACCCGUCGAUGCCUCACAACUUCAACGGUUUUGCCAGCAACUCGUGGAUGCCGCCCACUGCCAACACUUUUGCCAGCAACCCGCCCAUGAUCCCUGCUCUCAACAAUCUUGACAGCAACUCCUUGGCCCCGGAUUCUACGGAAUCUGGGAUCCCACCGAGGAUGACCCUCUCGACCCUCUCGACCCCAACUUGA